Cyprinodon variegatus (sheepshead minnow) is the source of this 1049-nucleotide messenger RNA. RefSeq names its product heme oxygenase-like. The record is from RefSeq and is a predicted model, not a curated record. Lineage: Eukaryota; Metazoa; Chordata; Actinopteri; Cyprinodontiformes; Cyprinodontidae. Gene Ontology annotation, molecular function: heme oxygenase (decyclizing) activity; heme binding. The coding region runs from base 131 to 961 and encodes 276 amino acids. Gene Ontology annotation, biological process: response to oxidative stress; heme oxidation; heme catabolic process. The transcript has 6 exons.
AGGGAGGAGUAGACAGGAGUAUAAAAGAGGGAGAGGAGUGAAGCCAACCAAACUGAGCUGCAGAAUCUGACAGGAGAGCCGCUACUAAACCCACAGGAUCUCAUCACCACUGCUUCUCCUUAAAAACACAAUGGAAACAGAGAAGAGGACCCAGACAGCAGAGCAGACAGAUAAGAGGGAUCUCUCAGAACAAAUCAAAGAGGUGACCAAGGAGAGUCAUGUCAGAGCAGAAAACACAGAACUGAUGCUGAGCUUCCAAAAGGGACAAGUCACACUUCCACAAUUUAAGCUCCUGCUGUGCUCCCUGUAUGAGAUCUACCAGGCCUUGGAGGAACAGCUGGACAUGAACUCCAACCACCCUGCUGUUGCUCCCAUUUACUUCCCUGCUGAACUGGCCAGGCUCAAGUCCAUCGAGAAGGACCUGGAAUACUUCAAUGGACCAGACUGGAGACAGAAGAUAGUCGUCCCUGCUGCAACUCAGAGAUACUGCCACAGACUCAGACAGAUUGGAACAGAGAACCCAGAGUUCCUUGUUGCCCACGCUUACACCCGCUACCUAGGAGACCUGUCUGGAGGGCAGGUCCUUGGCCGAAUCGCCCAGAAGUCCAUGGGGCUGAAAAGCAGCGAGGGUCUGUCUUUCUUUGCCUUCCCUGGCGUUUCCAGCCCCAACCUGUUCAAGCAGCUCUACCGCAGCCGGAUGAACAGCGUGGAGCUGACGGCGGAGGAAAGGAACGGCGUGCUGGAGGAAGCCGUUAGGGCCUUCGAGUUAAACAUCCAGGUGUUUGAUGGCUUACAGAAGAUGCUGAGUGUUGCAGGAAAUUCGCAGCAGGAAAGUUUAACAAACUCCACAACGGUUGUAAGGAAAACACUCCAGUUUCCAGGAAGCAUUUCCCCAAUGAUCAGGAUGGUCCUGGGACUCUUCGUGGCUCUGGCUACUGUCAUGGGACUCUAUGCAUUAUAGACCAGAGAAGGAAAAUACCGUGUAUUUUCUUAUUGGUAUAAUUUUAAUCCUGAUUUUGGUAACAUAAAGCCUUGAUCUAAUGAUCCUU